UUUGCACAUGUAAGUAAGCUUAAGAAAAUACCAAGUGGCCUGCUUGCGUAACAAAAAGAAAGGACCCACUUUCUCAUCGGACUUUCUUUUUCUCCCUUCUGGUUUUAGAUCUAAAACCUAAUCCAUGGUUUAAUCCUUGUUGUUAGCCAGAAAGGAACUUCGGGGCCUGUUUUGUUCUUUUUCCUGUUUUCUGAGUUAAAACAGGCAAGGGGGAAGGAAACAAAGGAAGGAGAGCUAUGGGGCUGGUGGGUGUCCAAGAAAAUGGGAACGGGGAAAUGGCUUUGUCUUUGGGGAACAAGAAUAAGUACAAGAGAAUGGAUUCUGAGCUAUCAGAUGAUUUUGAUGAUGAUGUGAAUGCUUCACGACAUCAUCAUCAACUGGAGAGGAAGAGAAGUACCACGAAAUAUGUUCUUGUUUGUGCCAUUUUUGCAUCGCUCAACAACGUACUUCUUGGCUAUGAUGUAGGUGUCAUGAGUGGAGCCAUUAUAUUUAUACAGGAAGAUUUGAAGAUCACUGAGGUGCAGGAAGAAGUUCUUGUUGGUAUUUUGAGCAUCAUUUCACUUUUGGGUAGCUUAGCUGGUGGGAGGACGUCAGAUAUUAUUGGUAGAAAGUGGACAAUGGGCUUUGCUGCUGUUGUAUUUCAAAUUGGUGCAGCUAUAAUGACCCUGGCACCCUCAUUCCAAGUACUAAUGAUAGGACGAAUUUUGGCUGGGGUUGGUAUAGGCUUUGGAGUCAUGAUUGCUCCAGUCUAUAUUGCUGAGAUAUCACCAACAGUUCAUAGAGGCUCUCUUACUUCCUUCCCAGAGAUUUUCAUAAAUCUAGGAAUUUUGCUUGGGUAUGUCUCAAACUAUGCAUUUUCAGGUCUUUCAGUACAUACAAACUGGAGGGUAAUGCUGGCUGUUGGAAUUUUGCCUUCAGUCUUUAUAGGGUUUGCACUUUUCAUUAUCCCUGAAUCACCCAGGUGGUUGGUCAUGCAGAACAGAGUUGAAGAAGCAAGAUCUGUUCUAUUAAAAACUAAUGAAGAUGAGAAAGAGGUAGACGAGAGGCUCUCAGAAAUAGUAGCAGCAGCUGGAAUGUCUAAUGGAGAGAAGAAUGAAGAGAAAGCUGUGUGGCGUGAACUGUUAAGCCCUUCUCCUUCACUUCGUCGGAUGCUGAUCACUGGCUUUGGAAUCCAGUGUUUCCAGCAAAUCACCGGAAUAGAUGCAACUGUGUAUUAUAGCCCUGAAAUCUUUAAGAAUGCUGGGAUUGAGAGUAAUUCUAAGCUUCUUGCUGCGACAGUUGCUGUGGGUGUCACAAAGACUGCUUUUAUAUUGUUUGCUACAUUUCUAGUUGACAGAGUUGGGAGGAAGCCGUUGCUCUACGUGAGCACAAUUGGAAUGACUGUCUGUUUGUUGACUUUAAGCCUUAGCCUUGCCUUACUGGGGAAUGGGCAGCUUGGAAUUGCAUUGGCAGUUUUGUGCGUUUGUGGGAAUGUAGCAUUUUUUUCUGUGGGAAUGGGUCCUAUUUGCUGGAUUUUGACAUCCGAAAUCUUUCCCUUGAGGUUGCGAGCUCAAGCAUCUGCUCUUGGGGCUGUAGGUAACAGGGUAUGCAGUGGCCUUGUUGCCAUGUCGUUCCUCUCUCUCUCUCGUACAAUUUCAGUGGCUGGAACCUUUUUCAACUUUUCAGUACUGUCAGCUCUUUCCGUUCUCUUUGUUUACAAAUGUGUUCCAGAGACGAAGGGAAAAUCAUUGGAACAGAUUGAGCUGCUUUUCCAAGAUCAAAAUGAAUGGCAAGGAAGUGAACUGGAGCUGGGAGACUCUGAGCAUCUAGUACAGAAAGCAUGAGUAAUUGGUGCUUGGCAGGUGCAUUUUUAAAGGUGGAAUCUGGUAAUUCUUAUGGUUUAGUGAUUGAAGGGGGAAGAAGCAGGAACCAUUAUGAAAAUAUACAUCAUUCACUAAGCUAUCAUUGUGCAUCAUCAUGCAAGAGUUGGAUUUCAAAAGAGAAAGCUUCCUAGCACGUUAGGUUUCUGCAAUUGAAAGCUCUAUGAGUUGGUAAUUAAAAGGAGGAAGUAUAGUGUAAUUUGUGUAGCACUAUUGCACUUAGAAGCAUGCCUGAAGCUUUUUUGUUCUACAUCUCUUCUUAUAUGGUUGCAUAAACUUCAGAUCCAUGACAAAAUUGUAUUCAUGUUAAAGUUAUAGCUUGGAUUCUAGCCAACUUCCCUGUAUCAAUAUUUGAUUUUCUCAGACAAAUCGUAAUAAAGUUUACCAUCCGCAUGGACGGAAACGGAUACGGUUAUCCUUCAUCAUGUUUC
Molecule: messenger RNA, 2290 nt
Organism: Theobroma cacao (cacao)
Lineage: Eukaryota; Viridiplantae; Streptophyta; Magnoliopsida; Malvales; Malvaceae
Product: Major facilitator superfamily protein
Biological process (GO): transmembrane transport
Cellular component (GO): membrane
Molecular function (GO): transmembrane transporter activity
Source: RefSeq, a predicted model, not a curated record